CUCGAGUUUGACCUCAUGAGGUAACCUCAGGUCAAGAUGCAUCUCAUGUUUACGAGGCUUGCCAAAUACACCCGUCGAUUCUCCGUGUCUGCUUGUGGAUGACAACUCCAUCGGGCAUCCCCUCUGCCCCUUCUCGACAAGGGACCGGGGUGUUGAUGUAUCUCAUGCACCCAUCGUCAAAGGUCAAACGUCCCGUGUCUCUAGACUCGCAUCUAUCGCUGUGUCUACGUCAGUCUCUACGGAAGCCGUGAUAAGGACGGACUGGUGGGCAAGCCAUAGCUGCUUGAGAUCCUGUCAUCGCAAAGACUGGGAUGCUAGUACUCGCGAGCAGCCCAAGAACACCGAACAGAGUGACAGCCAUCAUCCAUUCCUUUCAUCACCCUGGUCGCCUCCCUGUAGCCUUACUAAACACGUUCCAGUCAAUGUCCUUUCUCCUAGCGAGCACCACGCACUUCUGGCACUACUGGGGGCUGACAUGGCUGGUCACGUAGCUCUCCUUUUUGACCUUUUCCCCUGACAGACCUGGUCCUUUGACUGAGGCAGCCCCACGCAGUCCUUUCGAAGCUGCCCCUGUGUGAACGGUGCUAUCGUUCCUAUAAUUGUCCCACUUCAUUAUUCACCAUGUCAUCGACACAAGACAACAGAUCAUCUGUAGCGAGUGAUACGUGAGCGAACUGACCUAUGCUCGUACUGUGUCAGGAACGGUCGGCGGCGAUCUCCGCUGGCCGAGCCGUUACCCGAGUAUAAGAGUAGGACUCAUAAAGAUAAAGCUCUCUUCUUCAUCAAUAU
Molecule: messenger RNA, 789 nt
Organism: Kockovaella imperatae
Lineage: Eukaryota; Fungi; Basidiomycota; Tremellomycetes; Tremellales; Cuniculitremaceae
Exons: 4
Coding region: 312-491 (59 amino acids)
Source: RefSeq, a predicted model, not a curated record